This is a messenger RNA of Populus euphratica (Euphrates poplar), 1671 nucleotides long. RefSeq names its product cinnamate beta-D-glucosyltransferase-like. NCBI's taxonomy places the organism in Eukaryota, Viridiplantae, Streptophyta, Magnoliopsida, Malpighiales, Salicaceae. The record is from RefSeq and is a predicted model, not a curated record. Gene Ontology annotation, molecular function: quercetin 3-O-glucosyltransferase activity; quercetin 7-O-glucosyltransferase activity. The transcript has 2 exons. The coding region runs from base 1 to 1452 and encodes 483 amino acids.
AUGGAAGCACUCACAUCAGGCAUGCCAGUGGUGGCUUUCCCUCAAUGGGGUGAUCAAGUAACUAAUGCGAAAUAUUUGGUCGACAUCCUUAAGGUUGGUGUGAGAAUGUGCCGCGGAGAAGCAGAGAACAGACUGAUUACUCGUGAUGAGAUAGAGAAAUGCUUGUUGGAGGCCACAGUGGGACCUAAGGCAGUGGAAAUGAAGCAGAAUGCAAUGAAAUGGAAGGAGGCAGCCGAGGCAGCAGUGGCUGAGGGGGGAUCCUCCGACUGGAAUAUACGAUAUUUUACUGAUUAUAUUGUAAAAGCGAAUGAGUCUGAGAUUGCUAGAAAGUGCAAUGGUUCUAAUGGGUUUCCAGUGUCGGUAGUGGUGAAGUCCACCGAGAAAGUGGCUGAACUGAUAGAUGUCCAAUUACCAUGCAUGCCUCUCCUAAAACAUGAUGAAGUGCCUAGUUUCUUAUAUCCUACAACUCGUUGUCCUUUAUUGAGGAGGACUAUUUUAGGUCAGUACAAAAAUCUUGACAAGCCAUUUUGCAUCCUGAUGGAAACAUUCGAAGAGCUUGAACCAGAUCUUAUCAAGCACAUGUCCGAAAUCUUCCCCAUCAAGGCCGUUGGGCCACUAUUCAGAAAUCCCAAGGCACCAAAGACAACGGUCCAUGGAGACUUGAUGAAGGCAGAUGAUUGCAUCGAAUGGCUUGACACAAAGCCACCCUCAUCAGUUGUUUAUGUGUCUUUCGGUAGUGUCGUGCAAUUGAAGCAGGAGCAAUGGAACGAAAUCGCUUAUGGGUUAUUGAAUUCGGGUAUCUCCUUCUUGUUAGUAAUGAAGCUCAAACCAGCCCACAAAGAUGCAGGACAUGACCUCCUUGUUCUGCCAGAUGGGUUCUUGGAGAAAGCAGGAGACAGGACAAAAGUGGUGCAAUGGAGUCCUCAAGAGAAGGUUUUAGCUCACCCAUCAGUUGCGUGCUUUGUAACACAUUGUGGGUGGAACUCUUCUAUGGAAGCACUCACAUCAGGAAUGCCAGUGGUGGCUUUCCCUCAAUGGGGUGAUCAAGUAACUAAUGCAAAAUAUUUGGUCGGUGUCUUUAAGGUUGGUGUGAGAAUGUGCCGCGGAGAAGCAGAGAACAGACUGAUUACUCGUGAUGAGAUAGAGAAAUGCUUGUUGGAGGCCACAGUGGGACCUAAGGCAGUGGAAAUGAAGCAGAAUGCAAUGAAAUGGAAGGAGGCAGCCGAGGCAGCAGUGGCUGAGGGUGGUUCGUCCGACUGGAAUAUACGAUAUUUUACUGACGAUAUUGUAAAAGCGAAUGAGUCUGGGAUUGCUAGAAAGUGCAUUGGUUCUAAUGAGUUUCCAGUGUCGGUAGUGGUGAGGUCCACCGAGAAAGUGGCUGAACUGACGGGGUCAUCGCCCAUCGGCAUGAGGAGAUUUGCUAUAGAUGCCGUGAACAUGGAACGGGUUUAAUCCGGUGUUCGUACGAUGAAAUUACUCUUGUUAUGUAGCUGUCUACUUUUUACUUCCUUUAAGUAGCUAUUAAUAAUAUACCGCAAAGGCCAAAUGCCAUAUAAAGGCCAUUAUGUAUGGUUGUUAUCGAAUUUAUGUACUCUCCUAUCUAUAAUUUCCUAAAAUCUUAUUGGUUUGAAUUGCUUGGAGUGGCUGUUGAAAAUUAAAAUUGUUGUAAUA